Canis lupus familiaris (dog) is the source of this 4773-nucleotide messenger RNA. It is a transcript of the gene FKBP6, whose product is annotated as FKBP prolyl isomerase family member 6 (inactive). Bases 98 to 1081 code for a protein of 327 amino acids. Gene Ontology annotation, molecular function: protein binding; peptidyl-prolyl cis-trans isomerase activity. The record is from RefSeq and is a predicted model, not a curated record. The transcript has 9 exons. Lineage: Eukaryota; Metazoa; Chordata; Mammalia; Carnivora; Canidae.
GCGGGAGCGGGAGCGCGCCGGCUAUAAAGGGGUGGCUGGGCCACUGCUGGGAAGGCGAGGGGGUUGAGGGUGCGCGCUGCGGCCCGGCCGCCUGGGGAUGGGGGGGAGCACGCGGAGCCCAAGGGUCCUGCAAGGGGACAACGCUUCCGGCCAGUCACCGUAUGAGAGGUUAAGUCGGAGGAUGCUGGACAUUUCGGGGGACCGGGGCGUGCUGAAGGACGUCAUCCGAGAGGGUGCUGGAGAGCUGGUGACCCCGGACGCUUCCGUGCUAGUGAAAUAUUCUGGAUAUCUGGAGCACAUGGAUAAGCCUUUUGAUUCUAAUUGCUUUAGGAAAACCCCCCGGCUGAUGAAACUUGGAGAGGAUAUUACCCUCUGGGGCAUGGAGUUGGGCCUUCUAAGCAUGCGGAGAGGAGAGCUGGCCAGGUUUCUGUUCAAACCAACCUAUGCCUAUGGAACGCUGGGCUGCCCUCCCUUGAUCCCCCCAAACACCACUGUCCUAUUCGAGAUUGAGCUGCUUGACUUCCUGGACUCUGCUGAGUCAGACAAGUUUUGUGCCCUUUCAGCUGAGCAACAAGAUCAAUUUCCACUUCAGAAGGUCCUAAAAGUGGCAGCUACUGAACGGGAGUUUGGCAACUACCUUUUCCGCCAAAAUCGUUUCUAUGAUGCCAAAGUGAGAUAUAAACGGGCCUUGUUGCUUCUUCACCGACGAUCAGCUCCUCCUGAAGAGCAGCACCUGGUGGAAGCAGCUAAGCUUCUUGUUCUCCUUAACCUAUCCUUUACAUACCUGAGGCUGGAGAGACCCACCACGGCUCUGCGCUAUGGAGAACAGGCUCUGCUCAUUGACCAGAAGAAUGCUAAGGCCCUCUUCCGGUGUGGACAGGCCUGUCUUUUCAUGACUGAGUAUGAGAAGGCCCGAGAUUUUCUAGUGCGAGCCCAGAAGGAACAACCCUUCAAUCAUGAUAUCAAUAAUGAACUGAAGAAACUGGCUAGUUACUACAGGGACUACACAGAUAAAGAAAAAGAAAUGUGUCACCGAAUGUUCACUCCUAAUGAUAACGGCUCUACAGUAGGAGAAAAUUGAAGGUUAAUAGGCAGCUUGAUGCCUGAGAGGGAAGAGUGCAGGGGACUUCUGGACUUGAGAAGAAAGCAAACGGAGAGCCCGAGACCCCCGUGAAGAGGGGUACAAUGAGCCUGAGCACAACCUUGUGGACUUGUGGAUAGGAAGGGCUCCCCAGCCAGGUGGGCUAAGGUGGCCAGCUUUACCCAGGCUCCAGGCACCGGUCCACAGGUGCUCCUGUUCCUGUGGACUAGAGCUCAGGGAGUGCAGUUACCUGUGGGAGGGGCCUCAUCCAACCUUUCUGGUGUUUGAAUUUUGUAUUUCCUUGAUUACUUGGGAAGUAUCUCCUCAUUUGCUUAUUGUUUAUUUACAUUUCUCACAACUUACAAGAAACAUCUGUGUCCUUCUAGUAGUUUUAGAGUUCUUUUUUAUGUUUAGAGUUUUAAAACUAUUGGUAGUUUAUUUCCAUCCUUAACUUGAAGUAGGGAUCUAGAUCUUUAUUUUGUAUUCAAAUAUCUAAAUAGUUGUACUAAAUGCCUGACUGGCUUGGUCAGUAGUGUGCAACUCUUGGUUGCAGGGUUGUGGGUUCGAGCUCCACUUGGAUGUAGAUUUUUGUUUUCUAAGAUUUUAUUUUAAAUAAAGUAAAUAAGAUUUUGUACCAAAAUUUCUGUUUAUGGACUUAAAAUGCCACCUCUGAUACCUGGAACAAAGGGCUCACAUCUAUACCGGGUAAAUUAACUCCUUCACUUUAACGAUAGAAUGAUUCUUGCUUGUUUGUAUAACUAACAGCAUUAGUAGUGGAAUGACUAGAUAUGCUCCAUGGGUGCUCCGAUGAGUUUCCCUCUCCCCUGACUGACUCUAGGGUUUGAGCUCUGUCUUGAUUCACCAGUAGGUUCUGGGCCUGAACAUUGCAAGGCCUGCUGGGCCCUGAGCUGGGUAGAAGUUGCAAGUGAUCAGAGGGAUUAUCAAAUUGGCUUUGGUCCCAGGAAUGGACAUUUCUCAGUGUGAUUGCAUCAGAGAUCCUUAAGAUAUUAUUGCCAGCAUGCUGUUUCUCCAGGACUUUGCUUGGGUUUGGACAGGAAAGUGCUUUUGAUGUUUCUGCCCUCAUGCGUCCUGUGUGGUCAUUCCCCCAUCCUCUCCUUGUCUAGAUGCCUAGGAGAGUACAGCAAAUGCUUCCCACAUCGGUGGCCAUGGGCAGGGGGCCUCAUUAUAGUCAGGCAUAGGAAUGGACUGUUGACUGGAGCCCACAUGUGGCCUGUCCAGUACAAUGGCCUUAGAAUGGUUGCACUUGCAUGGCAGCUUGGGUUCAUGGAGGAAUAAAUGGGAUGUGAGAUGCUGCCCAACAGAAAGUGAAGCUGCCAGUCUCCAAAGGCCCAUACCAGGAACCUGGCACUGCCUUGCAGCUGCCACCUUGGUGUGUUGGACAGAGCAGGCUGAGAGCCCAGGUGAGAAGGGACUGCUUUCUCCUCAGGGCUGUUCUUAUGCCCCUACCAUCUCUUCCCCACAAAACAGCUAGAAUAACCUUUCUUUUCUUAAAAAGUUGUUUUCUCUGCUCAGAACCUCUGAUGGCUUCCCAAUGUGCUCAAAGUAAAACCUAAAAGUCCUGCCUGAUGCUUCUGUGGCCCCAGUGACUUGGCACCUUGCUGCCACUCCAGUGUCGUGGUCUACCUUUCCUCCCCUUGUGCACUCCACCCAAGCCACACUGGCUUUCUGAGGUUUCUCAUUUGCUCUAAUCAUGUUUCUGACUCCUGGCCUUUGUGUCAGUAUUCUAUAGCCUGGAAAGCCCUUCUCCUGCCUGUUCAUGGAGUUCCAUCUCCUUAAAUUGGCCCCUCAGAGAGAUCUUUGCGUUACCUCAUGUUAAAAACCUGUAUCAUUCUGUACCCCCAUGGCCUGCUUAUUUUUUUAUAGUACUUCUAUUUUUGUGUUUUAUUUAUCCCACUAAAAAUGAGUUCCAUCGGAGUGGUGACUUUAAGAUUUAUAAGUUGAAUUUUACUGGCACCAUAUUUUUCUGUACUUUGUAAUAAAGGCCAGCCAACAAAGGCUUAACCACUGGAGUGCCAUAGUAUUUAUAGCGACAAAAAGCAUUCUGUAGAUUUAAAUGAGAAACAACAUACACAGCUUGAGGAGGAAGCCUUAUUAACCUUCCUCCUCCCGCCCUGGACUGUACCCACCUCCUGCUGCUGCUGGGGGGGGGGGGGUGCAGGGGGGCGGAGCCUGGGCAUUGAGAGGAAUGGCACAGGCAAGUUUCUCCUCCUCUCAGAAACUGCUGUUCUGCCUGAAGGGAAUGAAAUGUUUGUACUCGCACAUCAUCUGCAUUCUCCAUUGCUGGGAAUGCCCACCAGCCUCCCAGCCCUUCGUGUACCAGCAUUUUGCGGCUCUAGGACCAGUGUUUGGCUCCAGGGAAUCAGGGAGGAGGGGUGCUAGGCAGGCAGAGACUGCAGAACCAUCAGUAGGUUGUUACUGUAGCAUCCAUCAGGUGCCCUCCUUCAGAUGACCUUCACACUCACCUUGCAGCAGUUUUGGGAGGUAUUGUUGUGCACAUUGUAAAGAUGAGGAAACGAAGGAGCACAGAGUGGAGGUGUGGUGGUACUCAAGGAUUGAACUGUAGUCCCCUGGUGCUGGAUAAACUACCACACCAUUUCUCCACAUCAGUGUGUGUGUUGUCUGUCUGGCAGUGUGAUGCCAGGUGUACCAUGGAGCUGCCCGUGAAAGGUUUGUCCCGGCUCCUGGUUUGGUUGCAUUCCGAGUGGGUUGUGCCACCCCAGUGUGUACGACAGGUGUUUGUGGUCGCUGGUUAAAAAGCAGCUGCUUCUCUAUCGGCUUUUUUCCCAUCUGUAAAUGGCUAAGGAAGUGUCACUCCUUGGGGAACAGUUGAGAAAUCCAAUAAGUAAAGCUCUACCUGCAUUCAAAAAUUAGUCUUUUGAGGCCUCCUCUGAAAAAUGAAGUUGAGCUGGAUGAUCUUAGAAUCCUUUCUGUUCUGAUCUUCUGAGACUGUCCUGUAUUAUUGAUUUGAAGUUUCAGGGCCACCAUGUUAACCCAGAACCCACCCAGUAGGGGCUGCACAACCAUGGGAUCUGUCCCCCAAACUCUCCUAGGGUCAUCAUUGCAGACCCAGGGCUGGCUCUGGUGCUCUAACCUGUGGCUGCAGGCACAUAUGGAACAUCCAGAUUAUGAUUGCUCUACAUUGGGCAGCUGUGUCCUGGUAUGUUUCUAACUGCUGUGUUUGAUCCUAGAUUCUUCAGCUAAACUACAGACAAGAGCGGCCAGGCUGCUGGAGUUCUCUGUCAGUGGGGCUAGGGGGCUUUCUGGAAAGAACUCCCCAGUGCAUGCUAUUGUGGGGACACGCCUGGAAGUUGGAGCUGGAAUUCCACAGCCCUGGGCCGUUGCCUCAUCUCUGACUGACGCUGCUGAAAUGUGUUUUCACAGGUGCUGUUUUCUGUUUCACGUUUUCAUACACAGAGUAGGGGAAAGUGUAGCUACUGACAAGUAGAAAAAUGCUAUUUUUUUAAAGGCAGUUUUUUUUUUUUUCUUUUUUUAAAUGGAAUUAGUCCUUGGCUUUUCUCCCAGUCCCAGCCCCCUUUCCGGCUGUUAAUGUCCCUGGGUAAAUACAAAUAGAGAUUACUUUGUUUAUUUUAUAGGGUUUUCUGUUUUAGAGAGAGAAUUAUGUUACACAUGUUUCUGUUGUAAAUAAAUAAAACCUUUUCCUGUCCUUGCAA